AUGCCUCACGGUCCUGUCGGUGACUUCGAUCUCAAUGGCAAGAUCGUGCUUAUAACCGGAGGCGGUGGGGGCAUCCAUCUCGAGCUCGCGAAGCUUGUUCUUGCGGAAGGAGCCAAAGUCAUUAUUGCAGACCUACGUCUUCAACCCGAUGGUGAAGAAUUCGUGAAGGCAAUUCCGAAAACCGUUUUCUUCCAAGAGACCGAUGUGGCCAAGUGGGCAGAGCUUAAGAACCUAAUAAAGGUGUCUGAGGAGAAGUUUGGGGACGUCCCUGACGUUUAUGUCGCUGGUGCCGGUGUCUUCGAGCCGCCGUCGUCAGAUUUCUGGGAAGAUAAUGAAGACGAGCGCUACGCCUACGUUGACAUCAAUGUCAACCACCCCCUAAAGCUCACUCGUAUCGCCGUCACUGCCCUCCUCAGCAAGAACAAGAAAGGUGUGGUAGCCAUUAUGGCUUCAAUGGCAGGCUAUAUGGGACAGGAUGUGGCUCCCAUGUAUUGCACCACAAAACAUGCCCUGAUCGGCUUUACUCGAUCAAUGGGUCAAACCGAUCGGUCGCAAGGUGUGAAAGUCGUUACUAUUGCACCUGGUAUUGUGAGAACUCCGCUCUGGUUAAACCACCCAGAGAAGCAAGCACGGUACGGAUACACUGAUGACAUCGCCAUUGAUGCGAUUGACGUCGCAAAGGGAUAUAUGAAGAUCAUCAAGGAGGGCAAGUACCCCGGAGGAACGGUCUUCGAGACCUCCAAAGCUGGAGAGAGGACAAUCGGAACCUGGUUCGUCUCGCCGCCCGGAUUCGACCCGGACACCCCCGUGGAAGGAACUAGUGUGCCGCAGGAGGCAUUGGAUCAGGCUUACCAACCUAUAAAUGAUAUAUUGAAGAAAGAAAGAGGUACUGGAAAGACAGUCAAGUAAUGAUGGAACGAGCUCCAUAUCAUCGAAAUGAUCUAUAUAUCACAGUCAGAGCAUAUCACUGCUGUAUGGGAAAGCCUUAAAGUCUUGUGCCAAUAUUGGCAAUAACCACAACGGGUUUGAUGGUCUACCCUCAUUGAAGCUGGUGCGGUACUGCAUACCUGUAUUUAAACAUUGCCUUGUUUUCCUUGCUAUGAAAACCAGUGUAGCCUCAGUGGUAAAACUUGGGAGUUAAUGACUCGAUAUAGAGUCUGUGGAAACCUGGACGUUGUACGCAGACUGAUCGCAUGUGCAGCUAUAGCAUGCAUCAAUUGCUGCCCAGGUGAGUAUGAGCGAGCCGUGAAGUGCAUGAGAUCAUCUUCCGUCUACAUCUUUCUUCGUUUGCCUGGGUUCGAAGGUCGUUCGAG
This is a messenger RNA of Mytilinidion resinicola, 1313 nucleotides long. Its product is annotated as NAD(P)-binding protein. The record is from RefSeq and is a predicted model, not a curated record. The coding region runs from base 1 to 909 and encodes 302 amino acids. Gene Ontology annotation, cellular component: cytoplasm. The transcript has 4 exons. Gene Ontology annotation, molecular function: oxidoreductase activity, acting on the CH-OH group of donors, NAD or NADP as acceptor. NCBI's taxonomy places the organism in Eukaryota, Fungi, Ascomycota, Dothideomycetes, Mytilinidiales, Mytilinidiaceae.